Messenger RNA from Danio aesculapii, 1887 nucleotides. RefSeq lists its product as uncharacterized. The transcript has 8 exons. NCBI's taxonomy places the organism in Eukaryota, Metazoa, Chordata, Actinopteri, Cypriniformes, Danionidae. The coding region runs from base 771 to 1406 and encodes 211 amino acids. The record is from RefSeq and is a predicted model, not a curated record.
UACUUUGUAACUCUGUGUUACAUUCCUGCUGAUCAUAUGAAAGUCAGCUGUGUUCAAGACCCUUUACUAGCAGCAUUCAUAUACAUGCUGUUGGGCAGUUGUAUCUGUGUGUUAUGUAACCAAACACUGACCGACAGCGUUAAAGUGAUUGAAGGACUGAAUUAAUAAUUUAGAGGACUGUUCACAUGAGAUGACUACAGUUCUGAGAUCAAGUAGGAGUGUCUGUUCUACCAGUUUAUGCUGUCUGAAAGCAGCCUGAACCUCAUGCGUGGUUAUCUUAUUCUGCCAGAAUCUGUGAUAGAAUUUUAGGUAAGUUUCCUUUCUCUACAACUAUUUGUAUUUUGUUUUCACGAGACAGGAUGGUUUUCUGUUUGUAGAGAUGAAGCGUGUUUUGGCAUCAAGGUGCAAGCGGAUGCAUUACAUUAAAAUGUGGUCUUUUAUAUACAGCAUAAGUUUAUUUUAAAACGUAUUCAGUGUUUUUAGAGCUUUUUUGUUAUGCUUUGGUUAGAUGUGUUGGGUGACCUAACACUUGCCUGUUUCAUACCGUCAAAUAUUCUUUUCCUGUUAAUAGGAAGCAACAGAGCUGGCCGUUUUUUUCAUGUGUUUAGUGUUGCCGCAGCAGAGGAUUAACCACUAAGGUGAACUUGUUAAACUUGUUUUUAUUUGCAAUGUCCAUUUCAUAUUCUCAACAAUCAUUUUAUAAGCGGAUUUAAAUUAUUGUUCCAGACUGAAUUUAAAUAAACACCUCAUUAGUAAUAGGUGUCAGAAAUAUGGAAGCCAAGCGAGUUAAGAGGGAUGUUAAAACCUUGCUUGGUGAAUAUAUUGGACGACGAUUCAGAGAAGAUAGUUUUGAUCCAAAGGGGAAAAGCACUUCUACAAUGAUGGAUGAUUUGGCUCAUUAUGACCUGGCUAUAAGUGUAGCUUUGUGGAGGCUCAAUAAAGAUGAAGGAAGUAAUACAGCUGAGAAUGACAUAGGAAGUGCCAGUUUAGGACACUUUAGCCAGUAUCCCAAUCGCUUGGAAAGAGAAGCAAUGAUUCUUUCUUCCUUUGCUGGAAUGCUUCUGAACAACUUACCAUUAGAAGAUAUUCUGUCUCUGUACAAUUGCAAACCAUCUGCAUCUUAUCCUCAUAAUGAUGCCAAGGGUAACAUUGUUCACCCGUUUUCCCUCUCUUAUCACCCAUUCGCCAUGCUUAGUUCAUUCAAAGCAGUGGACUGCUCAAGAAAACACAUCCAAGCUCUGAAACGCUGGAUCAAGGAACAGGAUAAGCAGCAGGUUUCUCCGAUAACAGAAACAUCGAAGUCCUCCUCCAGGUCCUCUUCCAGCUCUUCAUUCAGUGACAGUGAGGAAUCUUUAAAACAUGCAACUGCUCACUAUGAAGGCUCACAAGAAUCUCUGCAGGACUGAGGACAACAGCUGUACAACAACAUGGUUUAUUAAAGACUGUCUUUAUACAUUUAAGCGGAUAGUUCACCUCAACUUAAAACUAUUUAAGUUUCUUUCUGCUGUUGAACACCAAAGAAGUUAUUUUGAAAAAUGCUGGUAGCUGGCAUCCAUUAAAGUCCACAUGAACCGGAAUCUGCCAUCGUUAUUUUUUUCAUAUUGUGACCAGUUUCUAGAGAAAUGGAAUAUUAAAUGAGAAAACGGUGAGCGUGGCUUGUUUUUUCCUACUGGGAGCUGAAUAGAUGUAGUAAAGUAGGUGUUUUGUUCAGAAAGACUGUGAAAUAGGUUUUAGAGGAGUUAUUACAACCAAACAACACCACCUACUCCCCAUUUCUGUUUGUUGUCUGUUGGAGGGGUGUGGUUACAGUAUGUUAACCACGCCCAAUACCUAAGACAUUUUUCUUAAUAACAUGCACAGAUGAAUUGUUCACCACAAAACUAGCAA